UUAAAGGACCCGUGUGCGCCGUCAUGGCACAAUAUUCAGGACCGAAGCUAUAUCGGAGUAUGAAAACACUGUCUCCUGUUGAAACGAUGGCUACCAACGAUCCUCUGCCUCCAGGAUGGGAGAUUAAAAUUGACCCUCAGACCGGAUGGCCGUUUUUUGUAGAUCACAACAAUCGCAUCACAACAUGGAACGACCCCCGGCACGACAAUAAACGGGGUACUCAUCUUCCCUCCAAUGGUCCAUGUGCAUCUACAGAAACAUCUCCUCAGGACAUGCACAAGUUUUUUUUUCCAGAGAUGAAACAGCCAGUCCUACGUCAAGGCUAUAUCCCCAUCCCGGUCUCCCAUGAAAAUGUUGAACCCAGGCAACAACAAUAUCCAUCAUUCUCUUCUUAUAUGUAUCCAACACACCAGCAAAACCUAAGAGCAGAUGGCCGGACUCCAUCCCCAACUCCCACACUGCACUGUCGACCAAGAUCUCCAGUACAGGCCACGUCAGAGGCCGAUUCCCACUGCCUGUCCUGUUCACCUGCUUCACAUGGACCUGAGGUUCACCAUGUGCACCAUUCACCACAGGGGACACAGUCUCAUACCAACUCUCAUCAUCAGCCUUCUAGACCCAGCAGCACAGGCCUCCGAACAGGCUAUAUUUCCAUUCCUGUCAUUCAUGAGGGGACAGGAGGCAGUGGAAGCCCACAAACCCAAACAGUCCAUCCUAAGCGCUUCUGGCAAACAGAAUACCAACCCUCUUCUCAUAUCCGCCAGCCAGAAGAGUGGAGUCCUAGCCCUGCUUUUCCCACACGAGAAAAAGUCCCAACCUACCGUGAACAAGUGCCCAUCCAGCUCGAGCAGAAUCGCUCAGCUAGUCCUAUCUUACUCCCCAGUGUAAGGGCUCAGGAGCCAGUCAGGGCACAGGUUAUGACUGAGAGGCCACAGGUCCAGCAGCAUGUUGUGCAUACAGAGAUUCCUCCUAAAGUUGAAUAUCCUGUUGAACAUCGUACCACCCACCCCUUUGAGAUUCCUAUUCAGAGAGUGGUUGAACCGCAGCAGCCUGUACCACAUCCCAUAUCACCACUGACACAGCAUCCCAUUCUUGAACCGGAACAGGAAAUACACAGCUCCAUACAACAGCCUGUGCUACAAUCCGAACAAGUGCCACCUCCAGUGCCAGAGACCGCUAAUAUAGGUUCCAUGCCACUUCCCACAACACCAGAACCACAGGAACCAGCAGCUCCACAACCAGAUGUUCAAGUUGAGGAGAAGGUGGAGCCAAACUCAAGUCACCCAGGACUGGCAAAGGUACAGCAAAUAUUGGAGCGGGUGGAGAAACUGGCCCAGGAAGUGAAAGGUUUUUAUGGUAAAAAGAAUGAUAAAAGAUAUCUGACACUGGAGGAAUUUUUGACCAAAGAACUGUUGGCUCUGGACUCGGUUGAUCCAGAGGGACGUGUAGAUGUGCGUCAGGCCCGACGUGACGGUGUCCGCAGAGUACAGACCAUUCUUGAGGAACUGGAGACAGUGAGUGAGAAAUCAGAAGCAGAGUUGAACAUCUGCAGCAAUGAAGCUGAGAAAGGAGAGCCAAGUUUGCUUAAUCAGGCAGACAUGGAGAAGGCUAAGGAGAUAUCAUAACUGCAAACCAAAGCUCUAGCGUGACAGAGACACCAAUCACAUCUUCUCAGUCUGUUAUUGGUUGCAUGCACAAUUAAUAUAAUUGUUCCAUUGGCUGACAGUUAAUAUGUGAUUUGUUUGCUGCGUGGAGUUAUGCGUGCUAUUAUGUGAUGGCGCUCUUGUGGAAUUUUACUGUACAACUGUCUUGUAGCAGGACCAUAGUGGUGACCAUGUCAGUUUCACCCUGAAACUGAGUCUGAAUAAGAGGCCUUUAAUUCAAAUGAAUGUGCUUUAUUUUUGCUUCUACUUAGGAUGAGUAUCCGAUCUUUGCCUUUAGUCUUUUCCACAUAUGAUGAAAAGCUUUUGAAAUUCUAAUAAGAAUACCGAUUGUUUCUUAGAAGCACACUGAUUUUGUUAAAUGAUUUUAUAACAGUGGGCGAAGAAAAACAAUUAAGUAUUAAAAACGGUCAAGGUUUCACAUGAAAAUAAACUCCUUAUAUACCUAUACUUUACAUUUGGAAAACAAAAACUGAUCAGAUAAGUUGUGUUUUGACUAUCAUGUUGUGAUCCUGAUACUUGUCAACAUCAGUAUUAAUGGUUGAAUGAUAUAGAAAACAGUGUUAUAUUUCUAUUCUAUUUUUGUGCCAAAAUGAACAUUUUUACAUAUUUUCCAGUGGUAAAAAUGUCAUCCAUCUCCAUUAAAGUGUAUUCUCUUAAAACACAAAAUAUAAAUGAAUAAUAAAAGACCUGAAAAGUA
Molecule: messenger RNA, 2361 nt
Organism: Tachysurus vachellii
Lineage: Eukaryota; Metazoa; Chordata; Actinopteri; Siluriformes; Bagridae
Gene: bag3
Product: BCL2 associated athanogene 3
Exons: 4
Coding region: 24-1625 (533 amino acids)
Biological process (GO): muscle cell cellular homeostasis; protein stabilization; negative regulation of striated muscle cell apoptotic process
Cellular component (GO): cytosol; membrane; nucleus
Molecular function (GO): adenyl-nucleotide exchange factor activity; protein-folding chaperone binding
Source: RefSeq, a predicted model, not a curated record